CUACUCCAAGAAGGGCUUGCAACUUGCCGGGAAUUAUCGAUUAAAAUAAUCCCCGCACAACAUGAUUUGCUUUUAAGAUUCUGGGGCGAGGUGGGCACUACAAUGACUACGGUUACAAUGUGGUGGGCCAUUUGGGAGACAAAGGCGGCCGGGCGUGGUGCUGGUCACCCAACCCCCUCGUGUGCCGUGCCGGCAUUCAUAGGUGCUCGCUAACAGCACUUGCCCCAACAGUCUGUUACAGGCUACACGGGGGAUCUGGCACCUCUGAUUGGCACGGCUGGUUACGUACGGUGCGAAAUAAGUUCAACGUACGUACAAGUGCGUUGUUGAACGUGAGUCAUUCACUUAUAUUACAUAUAUCACUCUCGUCUUCUCAUUAAACGUGCUACUUAUGACACUCGCUUGAUUAUAUAGUUAAAACUUCAAGUGGCACGCACGCAUCAUGGAGUGAUGCGUGAUUAGCAAACCAGGGCAGCUCCUGGAGAUGAUGAUAUUGUUUUUUGGGGGGGGUAGGGCAUUCCAUCCACUUUCACGCCGCGUGUAAGUGAAUUGGCUUCGUGUACGCGGGAGUUAUAAAAGCCCAAAGUUGGCGAACCCUACACUGCGCUGGUUUGGUUCAAGAUCUAGCUGGAAGCGCUGGCGGGAAGGCUUCGGUUUUAUACAAAACUCACCUCGACCAAACCCACAAGCUAAAUUUGUUUCGCUAUCACCUUCCGUGUUGCUCGAUGGUGGUGGUGUUGCUUUUGCCUCCCAUCGCAACUUCUAAGCGGUCCUACCGCGCUCCCACUCACUGCUGUCGCAGUUACCCGCUUGGCAAAUUUCUCUCGACAUGGCCACGAAUAUUCGGCGCAGGGUGGCGUCCAUGCCGUCCGCCUCGUCGUCGGAGAACGCCCACGAUGAGAACUGCAGCCCGAAGGCGGCGGUGGCCGUCGUGGCGAGUUCGCACGGCGCCACCAACGGGAAGGUGACCGCGGCGGCCACGGCUCGUGGCGGUUGCACGAGGAGGGCGUUCGGAUCCAUCGGCAACGGAGUCGUCGCCUCGCGUCGACGCGACGUCGCCAGCCAGGACUAUGCACUGCCCAAGCACAGCCCAUCCCUGACGACUGCAGCUGCCCCGUUUGUCAUUUACGAGGAGGCGGACGUGCACGCAGAGGUCAUCGCGGCUCCCUCUGCCUCCGCCGAUGUGUCGCGAGAGUCGAGGGGUCACGACCCCACGACGGAUCUUCGCGCCGUCUAUCAAACCACACUGAGCCUUCCCGCCAGCCUUGACGCCAGCGCAGCCUCCCCAAUGAUCCUGGACUCUUCCUGGGCCACCAGUGACAACUGUAGCUGCCAGGACAUGUGCGGGGUGGAGGUGAACAAGGAAACUGUCCAUGACCCCUUGGUUUUGUCCGAGUACUCUGUCCACAUCUACAUCUACAUGUGCAAAGCGGAGGCUCGCUACCGGCCCCGGGCGAACUACAUGAGCCGGCAGCAGGACGUGUCACAUGCGAUGCGCGCCGUGCUGGUGGACUGGCUCUCCGAGGUGGUGACCCAGUACGGCCUGCAGAGGGAGACGCUGCACCUUGCCGUCGGCUACAGCGACCGCUUCCUCUCGCGCAUGUCCGUCACUCGCGACAAGCUGCAGCUGCUGGGGGCUGCGGCUCUCUACGUGGCCGCCAAAUACGAGGAGAUCUACCCCCCAGACGUGCACGACUUCGCCUACACGACAGCCGACACGUACAGCGUGCGGCAGGUGCUGCGUAUGGAGCAGCUGCUGCUUCGCAUUCUCUGCUUCGACCUGGCCGCGCCGACCUUCACCCAGUUCCUGAGGUUCUACGCCCAGUGCCUGUCCACGCCCGAUCAAGUCGUCAGCCUCGCCAUGUACCUUGGUGAGCUGAGCCUGCUCGAUGGACAGCGCUACCUCCCCAUGGUCCCGUCCAUCCUCUCGGCAGCUGCGCUUGGUCUGGCGAGCUUGAUCAGCGGACAUAAGUGGCCGCUGGCGUUGGAGGAACUGACGGGGUAUAGUUUUGAGAUUCUGCAGCCCUGUGUGUCUGCCCUUCACAUCACGCACACAGGCAAGCAGGAGCAGCACAGCGCCUUCAAGACUUACCAGAGCCCCAGGAACUACAGCGUGGCACUCAUGGAGCCAGUAUCUGACUGUCCUUGGCUGCGUAGCGCUCUGGAGUCGUCGUGAUGCUCCACCAAAGCACUGCCGACCAUGGGGAAAGCGGCCAAUUUAAGCACUCCCUGUGGCUUUAGAACGUGCUUGCUAUAUUACUUUCGUGGGUUGGUACCCAAUCCCGUUUCCUGUUAAGCAUAUCGUUGCCAAUGCCGUUUGUGCUACAGCAUGCGAGAUGGCGCGAUUUUACAGCCAUUGAAACGAGUCUCUCAAUUACUAUUACGGGGGUCUUGUAUCUACUCGCAAAUUUGCAAAUUGUUACUUUUUUAACGGUUUUUUUCACGUAUGCUGGAGUGUAAUAGUUUUAUCCUAGACUUUAAAAUGCUGCACUUAAUACACUUUUUAAUAAUAUUGCAAAAGGAACAUGUUUUUAAAUAAAUGCAAGUGUAGAAGA
Lethenteron reissneri (Far Eastern brook lamprey) is the source of this 2555-nucleotide messenger RNA. Its product is annotated as cyclin-A2-like. Lineage: Eukaryota; Metazoa; Chordata; Hyperoartia; Petromyzontiformes; Petromyzontidae. The record is from RefSeq and is a predicted model, not a curated record.